CCUGUGCCCGGAAGUGACGUUAGGCGUAAACAGGUCUUGUAGCCGUGGCAGCGGUUGAGGCAAGCUGGCUGGCUGGGUACCGGCUGCCCUGACGCGAGAGGGGAGUUGCCUGCGGACCUCAGCCUGAGCCGCAGGCGCUGCCGCUGCGGGGUGGACAGGCCCGAUAGGCCCUUCCAGUGGCUUCAUGCUCUUGUCCAGGCUGUUUUCUCUGCUCGGAAUGCCUUUCCUUGACCUCCGUAUUUGCUAAACUCUGUGCUCCUCCAGGGCGGGCACCAUGUUGCACUCAUCUUUGCCCCCAGCAUCUAGCAGUGUUGGCAUGUAGUAGGCACUCAAGAAAUGUGUGUUCAGUGAACGAUGCCUGUGACAAGCAACCGGACUUUAUUCUUUCCUGACCCUUGCUCCUAUGACAUACCUCCUCCUGGCUGCUACUGUCACCCCUUCAGAGCAGAACUUCUCUAGGGAAGCCGGAAGGGAAACAGCUAUGGCCAAGGAUAUCCUGGGUGAAGCAGGGCUGCACUUUGAUGAACUGAACAAGCUGCGGGUGUUGGACCCAGAGGUUACCCAGCAGACCAUAGAGCUCAAAGAAGAGUGCAAGGACUUUGUCGACAAAAUCGGCCAGUUUCAGAAAAUAGUUGGUGGUUUAAUUGAGCUUGUUGAUCAACUUGCAAAAGAAGCAGAAAAUGAGAAGAUGAAGGCCAUUGGUGCUCGGAACUUGCUCAAAUCUAUAGCAAAGCAGAGAGAAGCCCAACAGCAGCAACUCCAGGCACUAAUAGCAGAAAAGAAAAUGCAGCUUGAAAGGUAUCGGGUUGAAUAUGAAGCUUUGUGUAAAGUAGAAGCAGAACAAAAUGAAUUUAUUGACCAAUUUAUUUUUCAGAAAUGAACUAAAAAUUUCAUUUUCUAAGAGGACCAAAAAAAAAAAAAAAAAGGAAAAAAACUCCACAACCCAAACCAAAAAGACCUCUGUACCAUUUGUACCAUUCCAGUGACUUGACUAAAGACCCAAGUGUGUCAUGGGAGAUGGUGUGAGGAAUGCAGCAUCUCUGAAGGCAGUAACACAGAUCUGGGGGAGCCUCUUCCAGAUGUCAGUGUGUAUCUGCAGGUGAACACCCAGCAGCCAUUGCGGUCCAGGUUCUCACCUCUUGCAUUUUCAGUCUGAACUGAGCAGCCUGGCAGCCUGUAAACUUUGGGGGUUGUUUUUUUUUGUAAAUUUGCAAAGCUUUGGAAGGCAAAGCAAUAAAUUAAUGUUUUCAAAUGGC
Molecule: messenger RNA, 1256 nt
Organism: Phacochoerus africanus (Common warthog)
Lineage: Eukaryota; Metazoa; Chordata; Mammalia; Artiodactyla; Suidae
Gene: IFT20
Product: intraflagellar transport 20
Exons: 7
Coding region: 404-880 (158 amino acids)
Biological process (GO): centrosome localization; intraciliary transport; protein localization to cilium
Cellular component (GO): Golgi apparatus; cilium; intraciliary transport particle B
Source: RefSeq, a predicted model, not a curated record